Sardina pilchardus (European sardine) is the source of this 2255-nucleotide messenger RNA. RefSeq names its product STARD3 N-terminal like (gene stard3nl). Bases 231 to 908 code for a protein of 225 amino acids. The record is from RefSeq and is a predicted model, not a curated record. Gene Ontology annotation, biological process: cholesterol transport. The transcript is spliced from 9 exons. Lineage: Eukaryota; Metazoa; Chordata; Actinopteri; Clupeiformes; Clupeidae. Gene Ontology annotation, molecular function: cholesterol binding. Gene Ontology annotation, cellular component: lysosomal membrane; endoplasmic reticulum-endosome membrane contact site; late endosome membrane.
CAAGAACAAGUGACUCAGCUGUCUAGUUCUCACAGUUCUCAGUCGUCCAGACUCCAGACAAAACAACGGGAACUACUGUGUCGACCUGAGCUUCUGUUCGCAGCUUCAAAUUCAGCAGUAUAUGAGAAGGAGAGGUGUGACAAAUGAUGGCACUCCAGUGUUGGCUUCUGCUAAACUGAUCGUAAGUGAGUACCGGGUUCGGUUAGGUGUUGGAUUGGACGUGGUUAGUCAUGGAUAGCCAGUGCAGCAGCAGCAUGGAUUCCCGAGUCACCCCCAGGGGCCUGAGCUCCAUCAACUCGGCCCACAUGGAGUCUUACGACCUGGGGGAGAAGAAAUGCAUCUCUGACGUGAGGAGGACCUUCUGCCUUUUCGUGACCUUCGAUCUGCUCUUCGUCACUCUGCUGUGGAUUAUAGAGCUGAAUGUGAAUGGGGGCAUCCGAAACCAACUGGAUAAGGAAGUGUUGCACUACGACUAUCAUGCAUCCUUCUUUGACAUCUUUCUCCUCGCUGUGUUCCGCUUUGCGUCCCUGAUCAUGGCGUAUGCUGUGUGCAAGCUGCGCCACUGGUGGGCGAUAGCGAUCACAACAGCCAUCACCAGUUUUUUCCUGAUUGUGAAAGUCAUUUUAUCAAAGCUCCUGACCCAGGGACCCUUUGGCUACCUGCUGCCCAUUGUCUCAUUCGUGCUGGCCUGGAUAGAGACCUGGCUGCUGGACUUCAAGGUGCUGCCACAAGAGGCAGAUGAUGAGAACAGGUAUCUGUCUGCGCUGGACGCUGCAGAGCGGGCUCCACUCAUGCGCCCAGGCCCCAUGUCUGAUGGACAGUUCUACUCCCCACCGGAGUCUGUAGCAGAUUCUGAUGAUGAGUUGCUGGAUGAGGAUAAACACGACCCUGAAAAGCCCAUUAUCUAACAGGAACUCACUGCUGCAUGGCAUAAACACAUGCUGUGGACAGCAUACUGGUGUCUGCCGACCCUGAAGCUGAGCAAACUUUGAUGCUUUCCACUCUCCCCACCAACGCUGUCUGACUGGGAGGAUGGGGGGGGGGGAUGGAACCAGCCACUGGCCCACCACCAUUUUCUUUAUCAAUCCCUGGUCCACUCAUUUCAUUCCACAGAACAAAUGUGUGAAGUGCUUUAUGACUGAGACCUUUUGGCUAAAAGUAGGUGCUCAUCAGAUAGUUUUCUAAAAUGUGUUUUUUUUUGUGCCAUACACGAGCAAAGCCUGGAGAUGGAGAUUGGUGGCCGUCGUGGUUUGGGAGUGAAGGAUUCUGGGUCGGCUCCGUGCCUGUAAUAUAUGCUCUGCUUGCUCUGCCCUGUACCCACACAUGCACACUCACAGCUCCUAAUGUCUUCACUGCAGAAAGACUAAAAACAGCUGCAGCACUCCCCCCCCCUCUCCCCCGAGUAUGUGUCAAAAUCGGACUGAGACGUCGUAUCUUGAUGGGCCUCAGGAAGAUAUGCUAUGAGUAUGCACAGCCUUGUACAAUACAGCACCCUGUCACAUGUAUUUUUGUAUUUGGUUGUCGCAUGGCAGGCAGAUGAGGCUGGAAAAGGUGCUCUUGUGUCAUCUGUGUUUUCGGAACGCAUCCAUGUACUAGUGAAGGACCUUACAAGUAGUCGCACUGAAGUUUGUUCACAAUGAAGAUAUAAGGGCUCACAUAACUGGGCACCAAUCUGUAUGCUCUUAACAUAAUGAUGUGAUGUACUUUUGCGCAUGCACAUGUAAUCUGUGAUUCUUUUUUUUAUGUUGCUGCUUGAUAUGUGAAUGUCUCCUUUUUAAAAAAACAAACAAACAAACAUACAAACAACAACAGAAGCUCUACUCUUGCUGAGAUGGUGACACCACACAAAAAGGAGCUCCUUUAGAAUGGCGUACAGCCGUUCUUAGAAUGGUGACCGGCGUACUGCCGGUCUUAGAAUGGCGACCGGGCCAGGGUCUUUAGAACUGCAGCAGGCAUUAUUCUCUGCCAGGCUGCACCAGGCCCGGAUCUUUAGAACCGUAUCCGGCAACAGUUUUGGGCCAGAUGGCUCUGAGCCAGGAUCUUCUCUGGGAUCGGUUUGCUCCAGAGAUGGCUGUUCUCUUGGUAGCCAUCUACCUGCUAAUAAGGGUGCACACACUGUGUGCAGGAUGGGGAUCUCUUGUUUUGCUGUUUGGGGUGGGCGACAACCACUUGUGACACAUCACCACCUUUGAAAAUGAAGUGUAUGUUGUCUUUUUAUUUGCCAUAAUAAAUAUACAGUUGAUUAUUUUAACAAA